This is a messenger RNA of Exophiala aquamarina CBS 119918, 789 nucleotides long. RefSeq lists its product as uncharacterized. The annotation marks the transcript as partial. The transcript has a single exon. Lineage: Eukaryota; Fungi; Ascomycota; Eurotiomycetes; Chaetothyriales; Herpotrichiellaceae. The record is from RefSeq and is a predicted model, not a curated record. Gene Ontology annotation, molecular function: metallopeptidase activity.
UUACAUACCGCUUUCAAGGAUGCCCUUCGCGAGGCGAGACUGGUAGCGGCCACAUUCAGCCACUGUGAAGACACCUUUUUACGUUACUUCCAGAAAGACCAUCAAAACUUUGUCAGAGACCUAUUUCGAACAAUUGCCAACAUCCCCCUCAAAGCGGACAUUACUAAAGAUACGGUUCAGCAGUACUUGGCCCCUUCAAAGCUGGACCUUAAUCCUGACUUUGACAAGCUGUUCAUCUCAUUUGGAAAUAAUCCACACCUCACGCAAGCAGAGUUGCUUAUCAGCUCUUGCAAUGCAGAUGCCCCUGGCCAUCCCAAUCAACCUGAUGCUUUUAUCUUUAGUCGGCCGAACGGUAUCGCCUUGGUAUCACUCUGUCCCGAGCUGUUCACAUACCCAUCUCUUGACACGAUUGAGGACCCCCCUCCCGCUCUGAGAGAUCCUCCACCAGCCAGUACACCUUUCAUCGGCUUCACCUGCGACCGAUUGGGUGAUCAUGAUACCGACUGGAUGACCAGUCCAGGUGGAGUCCUCUUACACGAACUCAUGCACUGGGCUUACCUCUUCCGGAACGUGCCAAAUUUUGAUCUUUGGAUUCCGGACGGGUGGAUUGCUGACUACCGUGGUGACAAUCCAAAGACUGGAUACGGGCCCUUUUACGCUGAGCAGCUCCUGUUCUUUUCCACGAAAUGGAACCCGGCCAAGUUCCGACAAAACGAGGUGCUUCAAAAUGCCGAUAGUUAUGCUGUUUAUGCCCACUCCAAGUACUGGACUUUCUCCGAAGCCAAGGGG